AUGUCUUGGCAAACAAUAAAAUUAAAGUCUGCGUCAUCGCUACUAGGCUUUGUACGAUAUGCCAGUAAAAAAACUGGUGGAAGUACACAAAAUACCAACUGCAAAGUGAAACCUAAACGCAGAGGAUGGAAGGUGCAAGACGGACACUAUGUGAACUCAGGUCAUAUGCUGGCCACCCAACGAACCCCUAGGUUUCAUCCAGGUUUGAAUGUUGGUUUUGGUUGCAAUGGUACUUUAUUUGCAAUGGAAAGUGGCAAAGUUGUUGUGACCUGUGAACAAUUUGACCCUAACUGGGAGCACACUUGGGUCCAAAGGCACUAUGGAGGUCGGGAGCAUCAAAAGAUCUAUAAAAAGUACUUUAAUGUCAUUCCUGAUCCACAACAUAAUAGAUUUAAAUUGGUUGAUGAAGUGUAACCAGUUUUAUUAUGAGUGUAGAAAUAUUAGACAAUAAAGUGUAUAUUAUGUAAGUA
Aricia agestis (brown argus) is the source of this 470-nucleotide messenger RNA. It is a transcript of the gene mRpL27, whose product is annotated as 50S ribosomal protein L27. Gene Ontology annotation, molecular function: structural constituent of ribosome. The record is from RefSeq and is a predicted model, not a curated record. Gene Ontology annotation, biological process: translation. The transcript has 3 exons. NCBI's taxonomy places the organism in Eukaryota, Metazoa, Arthropoda, Insecta, Lepidoptera, Lycaenidae. Gene Ontology annotation, cellular component: ribosome; mitochondrial large ribosomal subunit. Bases 1 to 414 code for a protein of 137 amino acids.